AUGUUACGAACAAAUCUAAAUCGUACAUUAAUUCAAUCGAUCCAACGUUUUACAUCUUCAUUACCUAGUUAUCAAACAUUGAAAUUGACUUAUCCUCAACCACGCGUAGUUCUGGUGGAAUUAAAUCGACCAACAAAACUAAAUGCCAUAAAUAAACAGUUAUUCGAUGACCUAAAAACUUGCUUCGAAUAUUUGAACACAGAACGAACAUGUCGUGCAAUAGUCUUAACUGGUGCUGGAAGAACAUUCACUACUGGAAUUGAUUUGAAAUAUUUAUCGACAUUUGCUACUGGUGAUGUUGCUCAAAUUGAUGAUAUCGCUCGAAAAGCUUUACAUCUUCGACGAUUCAUACACGAAACUCAAGCAUCGUUCCGAGCAAUUGAUAAAUGUGAAAAACCAAUCAUCGCUGCCGUAUAUGGGCAUUGUCUAGGUGCUGCCAUCGAUCUCCUAUCCAGCUGUGAUAUUCGUUAUUCUUCACGUGAAACAAUAUUUUCCAUCAAAGAAGUAGAUAUGGGCAUAGCCGCCGACAUUAGCACAUUGCAAAUAUUACCUAAAGUUAUCACUAAUCACAGUCUUUUUCGAGAGCUUGUUUAUACUGCACGCGCAUUCAAAAUCGAUGAAGCUCAACAAAUUGGAUUGAUCAGUCAAGUGUUUGAUACGCGUGAAGCAGUCAUCGAUGCAGCUAUUUGUUUGGCUAGUAAAAUUGCAAGCAAAAGUCCGGUAGCUGUGCAAGGAUCGAAAAUAAACUUGAAUUACGCACGUGAUCAUACUAUUGAAGAAAAUUUCAAAUUUGCAUGCACAUGGAAUAGUAGUAUGCUGCUUAGUGAAGACAUUGUGAAGAAUGUGAUGGCAUCGACGGAGAAAAACAGUAUCGAUUCUUCAAACAAGGUUCAAUUCGAAGAUAUUUAA
This is a messenger RNA of Adineta ricciae, 909 nucleotides long. NCBI's taxonomy places the organism in Eukaryota, Metazoa, Rotifera, Eurotatoria, Adinetida, Adinetidae. The record is from the annotation of a GenBank genome assembly.